This is a messenger RNA of Penaeus vannamei (Pacific white shrimp), 969 nucleotides long. RefSeq lists its product as uncharacterized. Gene Ontology annotation, molecular function: chitin binding. Lineage: Eukaryota; Metazoa; Arthropoda; Malacostraca; Decapoda; Penaeidae. The record is from RefSeq and is a predicted model, not a curated record. Gene Ontology annotation, cellular component: extracellular region.
UACGCACGCACACACACCCGGAGAUCGUAUCGGUCCGUGCCUAUACAUAUAUAUAUAACCGUACAGGAUCUACGGCGGUCUUCACAACUAUUCACUUGAUAUCAGCUGUUUACUCUCCUCUGGUUCCCAAAAAUGGUGACUUGGCUGCUCUACGUUGCUGCUCUAAUGGCGCACACCCUGCCCGCCCACGCAGCCAGCUCGUGUUCCCCGACGUGCCCGGAGCCCCCCGACAACGUGGGGAUUCUCGUCCCCGACCCCACCGACUGCCAGCGCUACUACGUGUGCCUGCAGGACGGCCUCCCCACCGACUUCCCUUUCGAGUGCGAGGACGGCCAGCUGUUUGAUUCCGUCAACGCGACCUGCACGGACGAGUUGAACGCGAAGUGCGACCUGUGCCAGCCGACUUGCCCUCUGUACUCGUGUCCUGUUCCCGCCGACGGCAUCGUGACGGCAGCAGACGCCAACGACUGCACGAUGUACUACCUGUGCGGCAUCACCGAUGAGCCUCUGCACCUCAAGUGCGAGGACGAGACACCGUACUUCAACGGCGUGGAGUGCGUGCAGGAGGAGAGCGCGUGCUGCGACCCGUGCCUCGUCUACUGCAGCGAGGCCCUCACGCAGAUCCCCGACCCGGCCGACUGCACCAGCUACUACUUCUGCUUCGACGUCGGCUUCCCCGGGCCCGCCGACCGGCACCGCUGCGAGGAGGGCAACUUCAACGCCACGACCAGCCACUGCGACCCCGACGCCUCGUGCGUGCAGCUGCCCCAGUGUUCUGCCGCCGCCCACGGAGAUGCCCAGGACCCACGGGACACGUUCCUCCUGCUGUAGGCAGAGUGAGGGCGGAGGCGCCAGUGGGCUAUGCUGUUUGUGUGUUUAUAAGUGUGCACUUGUACAUAAAUCCCUAUAAUUAGUGCGGUGCAAUGAUUAUGGUUUUAUGGUGGGAUUUAUAAUAAAGGAUCCUGUGUU